This is a messenger RNA of Symbiodinium sp. CCMP2456, 2502 nucleotides long. NCBI's taxonomy places the organism in Eukaryota, Dinophyceae, Suessiales, Symbiodiniaceae. The record is from the annotation of a GenBank genome assembly.
AUGCCAGAGACGGUUGGGGAGCGCCUUGCGAAGGCGCAGGAGACGGGAGAUCCCGAGAAGAUUCGCGCCGCUUUGCAAGAGGCGAAGGACGCGGGUGCGGAUGCAGCACAGGUCGAUCGAGCGAUGGCCGAGCUGCAGAGAGUGAAGACGGAGGUUGACAGCGAAACUGCCGCAGAGGAUCCCAGUGCGAUACUGGAGCUUUGCCAAAAGGCAGAAGCUUUUAAGAAGAAGGGCAACGAUCGCUUGAAGGACAACACGAAGUCCGCAGCGAGGGAAGCCUUAGAGCUGUUUACCAGCGGCUUGGAAGUGCGGUGCAGCGAGCCGAAGCUGAAUGCGCAGCUUUACAGCAAUCGUGCCCACGUGCGGCUGCUCCUGCGGCAGUUCGUGGAAGCGGUUGACGAUUGCCGAAGAGCCAUAGAGCAGGAUCCGAAGAACAUCAAGGCGUACUGGCGUGCGGGCAGGGCCUCGCUUCACUUGGACCUGUGCCGGAAUGGAAUCGACUUCUGCGAAGCAGGGUUGAAGCAGGCGCCCGGAGACUCGGAUCUCAUGAAGCUCCGGGACUCUUGUGCUGAGAAGUUGGCAGGGCAGCAGCAGAGGCGAGCAGAGGCCCGGACGAGUGCCAACCGAGAUUUCAACGCAGACGAAGCCAUGGCAGUCCAGGAGAAGGUCUCUGGAUUGAGUGAACAGCUGUCUAGACUUCAGGCGUCCUUCGCCAGCAAGCAGCGGCAGCGAGUUCGGCUGGAGCUCACGCAGCAGACAGUCACUUCCACGCCGGAGGAUACCAACCUUUACCGUGGGGUGGGCCGCUGCUUCCUGCUGGGUGACCGGCAGCCAAUUCUAGACGAGAUGAAGCAGACAAUGGACAGCAUAGAUGAGGAGCUGCCAAAGAUGCAGAAGGCCAGUCAGGAGUUGGAGAAGCGCAAAGACGACGCCGAGAAGGAGCUGCGCGAGAUGAUUGCCGCGUUCCAGAAGCAGGCCCUGCGACGCUGCGGCAGAACGUUCUGCCGCUACAGCCGCAUGACAGAUGCAGGCAAGGAGAGGAUCGAGCCUCGAGCUGAGGGCACCCGCGUGAUGCAAAGAGGAAGGCUUGAUGCUGUGGAGUUCUUCCACUUUCCUUCCUCAGCUCAAGCUGCCGCGACCAGCGACAAGGACGGCAUGCUGGAGAAGGCAGAAUUGAAGAAGUACGCACAGGUGGAGCUCAAGUGCACCUUAGCAGCCGCCUCGGUGGACGGGAUGUUCCGGUUGCUCACCGCUGAGGGCGCCAAGGGCGUCCGCACCGAGGAUUUCCAGCGAGCCAAGGUUCAGGUCGGCAUCGUGCGUGAGAAGAAGAUCGAUCUGGAGCGGAAGAAGCGCCGCGAAGAGCGUGAGAAGGAGUUGGAGAAACUGAAAGACAAGCUCAAGGGGCGAAUUGAGGAGAUCACAAAGGCGAUUGACGAGAUUGAGUUGUCUUGCACGGAGCUCAAGGAGGCUGCCGAAGCAUUGAAAGCAACAGACCAGAAACCUAGCGAGCUGAUCGCAAAGCUCGAUUCGAUAGAAGCCACGUCGGAGGAGGCCAACCAGAAGAUCGCAAGCUCCAGAAAAGCAAUGUUGGAUGCGAAGGAAGAAGCCGACGCAGAGGUCGUGCAUUGGCUGGAGGAGGUCUUCAGGCCAAUGUAUUCGAAGCUGAAGACAGCAGAACGAGCCACGGCGCAGAGCAGCCAAUUCACGAAGCGGCAGCGCAUGACAGCGGACCAGCGCAACCGUGAGGAGUUGGAGAAGCUCGCCAGGAGAGCCCUUGCCAUUAUCAGACAGUUCCAGAAAGCCAAAGACGUGUCCAACGACGAUGUCUUCGCCAAAAUGGCAACUUCUGGUGAGGAGUCCGCUGUGGACGAGUCCUCCUUCCUUAGUUUCUUUGGGGAGUGUGAGAAGGAGUCGACCAAUGGCGAGGCUGCAGACUUCCCCACCAAAGAGGACCUGCAGAGACUCUUCACAUUUUGGGACGAAGCUGGCAAUGGAUCGCUGAAUGAGGAACGGGUAGCUGAGAUUCUGCGAAGAUUCAUGAAGGUCGUCGGCAAGACUGCAAUCACCGACGGCGUCAGCAUCAAGGCCAACAGCCUCCGCAAAUUGGAGGUUGGUGACGUGGUCGAAGUCCUCGGCCCUCCGACGAAGGAGCCCGAGGUGGACGUGAUGAGAGUGCAGGUCCGUCUCCUUGCAGAUGGGACCGAAGGUUGGGCCACCAUCUCGGGCAACCAAGGGACAGACUAUCUUCAGGACGGUGGAGGCACCUUCAAGGUAGUCAAGGAAACGCUUCUGACGGAUGACUUCGAGAUCGGUGCUGCCAAAGAGACGCCAAAGGAGGACCGUCGACUAAAGCUCGGGGAGAUUGUGGAGGCUCGGUCUUGGAUGAAGAAGCACGAGGAGUCCGGGCUGACUCGAAUCCGAUGUCGUGCAACCUCCGAUGGCGCGGUUGGUUGGGCCACGGUCGUGGGCAACCAAGGCACCGUCUUCUUGGAGGCAAAGUGA